Molecule: messenger RNA, 1032 nt
Organism: Microthlaspi erraticum
Lineage: Eukaryota; Viridiplantae; Streptophyta; Magnoliopsida; Brassicales; Brassicaceae
Source: the annotation of a GenBank genome assembly
AUGGGACAUGAGGAGCAUGGAGGGACUUGGCACAUGGAAGCAGCUCAACUGGAUACGCAAAGGAAGAAGGGAGAAGCCAUCUUGAAGACCAGCUCGACCGUCUCCUCGAUCGAGCUGAGAAGUCAACAGUCAAACCCGAAAAAUAGAGAGCCAAGGAUUGAGAAGCCAAGUCUUGAGAGGGCUAGAAUUGAGAAACCACGUUCUGAUAGACCACGAGCUGAUCGCCUUGUUCAAGCCUCUUGUGUGCUUGAUGGAGAAAGCCUUCAAGCUUUGUUUGAUGAGCCACUAGGAAGGGCUCUAAAAGAAGGGGAGGAUGUAGCCUCUAAGGCAAGACCAGGGGAUAAAAGAAAAGAUCCACCAGCUCAGGCCCCUUCAUCCAAGCCAUCUCAGCUCACAAUGACUUUGUUCCCCACCAAGUUUGAAAAUGGGAAGAUUGAGUACAAGAUAAGGUACAAGGGGAGAUCAAGGCCAUUCUCUAGAGCCAAAGCCUUGGUGACUUCAGAACAAUCCAGGGACCCAUCCAAGCUAAAGGAGCUUCUGUCUCAAGUCCUCACUAUCACCCUUGAUGUUAAGUUUAGGUACAAAGGAGCCAGCUCGACCGAUAGCUCGAUCGAGCUAGAAACAGGGGCAACUCGAUCGAGUUCCUCAACUCGACCGAGAGGGUAUGUGUACUCUGAGGAAGAAUCUGAGAGUGAGAGAUUGAGGGAGGAGAGGAGGACCAAGAAGAGGAAUGACCCCAUUAGUAGUGAGAGUGAGCAAGGGGAGUUUGAGAUUGGAGUGAACCUUGUUCAAGAGGAGGGUAAUGGCUCUCCAAGUGAAGAAGGAAGUGAUGAGACUGAGAGUGAAGAGGAAGGAGAAGAGGUGAAUCAGUUGGUUGAAGAAAGUGAGCAAGAAAGUAACCAAGAUGAACCUAUGGAGGAGUUGAGCCACAAGAGAGCCGCAAGAGGAGGAGGAAGAACUCCCUAUGUACCAAGAGCAUUACAAUGCCCUCUUCUCCAUGGACUUCAUGGACACCAAGUACCCACAUGUUGA